Molecule: messenger RNA, 1018 nt
Organism: Dissoconium aciculare CBS 342.82
Lineage: Eukaryota; Fungi; Ascomycota; Dothideomycetes; Mycosphaerellales; Dissoconiaceae
Product: putative nuclear transport factor 2
Exons: 6
Coding region: 159-536 (125 amino acids)
Biological process (GO): protein import into nucleus
Cellular component (GO): nuclear pore central transport channel
Source: RefSeq, a predicted model, not a curated record
CCCCACCAUUUGUCGACGACACACUCCACCAAGGCAUGCAAUUUGACUACACUUCAUCAGUAGCUGUUCAUCAAAGCAAAUCGCGCUUGCAUACGAUACGUUCCAGUUGAGUCUGUGGAAAACGAGAAAUAGAUCGCGCAUACUACCACGACGACGACAUGGCAGACUUCCAGGCCAUCGCGAAGCAAUUCGUCGACUUCUACUACCAAACUUUUGACCAAGCUCGGCCCGAACUUGCUCCUCUCUACCGAGAUGAGUCAAUGCUCACAUUCGAAAAUUCCCCUACACAAGGCAGUGCAGGCAUCAUCGAGAAACUCGUCGGCUUGCCGUUCCAGAAAGUCGAGCAUCGAGUGGACACACUCGACGCGCAACCGAGCAAUCCAAAUGGUGGAAUCUUGGUGAUCGUCACCGGCGCCCUUCUGGUGGAGGAGGAGAAGCGACCAAUGUCAUAUGUGCAGACCUUCCAGCUCCUGCCAAGCGACGGCAGCUACUACAUUUUCAAUGACGUUUUCCGAUUGGUUUACGCAGCACAGUGAGCUCGUCUGCUCGCGAGAACCAUUUACAUUGAUGCGUGACACCACGGAUUCGGUAGCCAACGAUAUCAACAUCACUGCUUUUGCUACUACAACUAAGUUCGCAAUGUCCCUUUUUCGCUCACAGUAUCGACGGUCUAUGGCAGUCCCUAUCGAAUGGAAGCCACGACUUUCGCCAGCGUGAUAUGCGCAUAGGGCGAGCAUUGAAUUGAACUAGACAGUUGCUCGAUUUAUUCUGUAGUGAUGCCUAACAAUUGGAUCGCAGCGGCGCUGAUUUCUUCGAGAUGAAGUGCAUUCAAACAAACCCUCGAAUCGGAUAAUGCCUUUCUGAGGGCCUGCCUGCCUUCCUUGCAUGUGCUGUUAAUGCGCUUGGUGGCUGUAAAUCUGCGGCGAUCUUGCGGAACACGAGCGUUGGUCGUGUAAAUUCGUAUUCAACUUCUCAAUAACACGGACUGGCGAACAUUUAUGAUAUUUGCAUUUGCAGG